Toxotes jaculatrix (banded archerfish) is the source of this 2304-nucleotide messenger RNA. RefSeq names its product solute carrier family 26 member 6 (gene slc26a6.1). The coding region runs from base 181 to 2205 and encodes 674 amino acids. Gene Ontology annotation, molecular function: sulfate transmembrane transporter activity; oxalate transmembrane transporter activity; chloride transmembrane transporter activity. Gene Ontology annotation, biological process: transmembrane transport. The record is from RefSeq and is a predicted model, not a curated record. Lineage: Eukaryota; Metazoa; Chordata; Actinopteri; Toxotidae. Gene Ontology annotation, cellular component: membrane. The transcript has 18 exons.
UCUCUCGCUGCUUUGGUUUGUUUUGGUUAUCCAUAGUAACUAUUACUUGUCUUCCUCUUUGUCAUGUAACUUCAUACACAUAUUUCACACACGUACUUUUAAGAAAGGUGCACGAGACACACAACCAGUGACAAAGUGAAACUUGACUGCUCUGCCAGUAAUCUUUGACAUUGAUUUCAGAUGGACAGUGCUGAGCGAAAUGGCCUUCCUCACUACAGGCAGCCUUAUCAUGCAGUCGCCCUGGAUGAAGCGCAGCUGGACGUCCUUGGACAGCGGGUAGAAAAGAAGUCCCUGUCAUUUUUGGAGAGGGUGAAGGCACAGUGUUGGUGUUCUGGUCCCAGGUUGAAGAGUUUCCUACUAGCCUUUUUUCCAGUCCUGUCAUGGCUGCCUCACUACUCCAUCAGAAAAAACGCCAUUGGAGACCUGGUGUCCGGAGUCUGUGUUGGAAUCAUUCAGCUGCCACAGGGUAUGGCCAAUGCCAUGUUGGUGGGAGUUCCUACAGUGUUUGGUCUGCACACCUCUUUCUAUCCUCUGGUCAUCUACUUCAUCUUCGGCACUUCCAGACACCUCUCCAUUGGUACUUUUGCUGUGCUGGCCAUCAUGAUUGGGUCUGUGACAGCUAACGUGGAGUUGCUUAGCAACACUGUUGAAGGGAGUCAGGUUGAUGUGGAAGCAGCCAAAGUGAACGUGGCUGUACAACUCACCUUCCUCUGUGGCCUCAUACAGCUCCUGCUGUACUUGCUGCGUGGAGGUGGCGUGUGUCGCUGGUUGUCCGACUCUGUGGUCAGAGGCUACACCACAGCAGCAGCUGUGCAUGUGAUCAUCAUGCAGCUGCCACUGAUGACUGGAAUACCUGCACAGAGACACACUGGCCUGCUGGCCUCAGCUUGGACUUUAAAGGAUGUUCUGUCUGGAGUGACCAAUGCCAUACCAGGAGCUCUGUCAGUCUCUGCGGUUUCCAUGGUGAUACUCAUUGGUGGCAAGAUGCUGAAUGAGCACUUUAAGAACAAGCUGCCUGUCGCCAUACCCUGGGAACUUAUACUGAUUGUCCUGGGCACCAUCCUGUCAGUACAGAUGGAUCUGAGUGGACAGCACAGAGUCCAGGUGGUGGGACACAUACCCAGUGGCUUGUCUCCCCCAGUCCUUCCCUCUCUGUCUCAGGCCAGAGAACUGUUCUUUCCAGCCCUGUCUGUGGCUCUGGUUAGCUUCAGUUUCCUCUCAGCCAUGGGCUCAGUGUUUGCCCAAAAACAUGGCUACCGGGUGGACUCCAGUCAGGACCUGCUGGCUCUGGGUCUGUGUAACGCCAUCGGAGGAGUGUUUCAGUGCUUUGCUGUCAGCUGCUCCUUCUCCCGCAGUAUGGUCCAGGACAGUAUUGGUGUCAAAUCACAGAUGGCAGGUUUGAUAUCAGCUCUGGUGAUUUUGACCAUCUUGCUGAAGAUCGGUCAUCUAAUUGAGCAGCUGCCAAAGGCAUCGUUGGCAGUGAUCAUCGUGGUGAACCUGCAGGGGUUACUGGCCCAGUUCAAAGAUGUGUGUGUGCUCUGGAAGUCUGACAGAUUAGACCUGCUGGUGUGGGUAGUGUCGCUGAUGUCCACGCUGAUCUUUAACCUGGACCUGGGUCUGGCCGUGGCCGUCGUCUUCUCUCUAUUCACACUCAUCUAUAGGACGCAACACACCUCCACUGUUGUUUUGGGUCAUAUUCCUGGUACAGACUGUUACAGGGAUGUGGGACUCUACACUGAGGCAAAGCAAAUUCCUGGGGUGACUAUACUCUCCUGUUCCAGUCCAAUUUACUUUGCCAACUCUGAACUUGUCUUCACAGAGAUCAGAGAGACAGUGAGUCAGUCUCAGAAGAACAACCCAGCUGGAGUCCACAUCUCUCCCUCUUCCACCUCCUCCUCCUCUUCAACCCAGACACAGACAGACAGUCAUUGCUUGGUUCUCGAUCUCAGCUCGGUCAACUUCAUGGACUCUGUGGCCAAGACAGCACUUUGCAAGGUUGUAGACGACUUGGAAGUCCAGGAUGUCUGUGUGUUUCUGGCAGUGUGCCCAGAGAGACUUUUAACCCAGCUCCAGACUCAGGGCUGUAUUCCAGACAUCCUGCCCAGAUCCUGUCUCUUCCCAUCGGUCCAUCGCGCUGUCCAGCACUACCUCAGCACCUUGCCCAGGCCUCUGGAGGAAAUCAACUCUAAUCCAAGUGAAGGCUGAGCCUAAGUCAACAAGAGGACAGAGAUAAACCCCUUGACUGUUCAGUCUUUAAUGUGGAGGACAGAACAAUCAGCUUCAUUUUAUUCUGAGUCAUUUUUC